UUGUAAAAGUCAGACGUAUUGGUUCAGCAGUUCAAUUUUAGAUCCAAUAAGAAGUUAAGCACGAGUCUCCAGCACUUCUUUAUUUCGUAAGAGGAAAGCGUUUGAUUACUUUUUUACUAAUCAUCUUCAAAGUAGUCUGUCUUCGUCCUCUAGCUAAGAAACCUGGCAAUUUUAGAAAAUGAUCAAAGAACUUAUUAUAUUUUUGGCUCUCAUUGCAAUUGCACAGUCAAUUGCAUGUACAAAAAAUUUUUGCAAAAAUGCUAAAUGCGAAGAAGUACAUUGUGAAUCAAAUGAAGUGAAAAAGAAGGGAGGUCUUUGCAAAUGCUGUGAUGUGUGCUAUACUGAAAUUGGUGAAGGUGGAAAUUGUGGUCCUCCACCCUAUAGAGGAGUACCGUUAGAUAGAGAAUGUGCUAAAGGCUUGCAGUGCAUUAAUAAUGUUUGUACAAAACCAGAUGAUGAUUCAUCAAGUGAAGAAUGUUAGUAGACGAGAAUGCAAUAUUAAUAUUUUCCCGAAUUUAUAAAGAAGGCAAAUGAUUUUAGAAAAUGUGUUCGUAAUGUAAUAUUUGUGUUAAUUAUGAUAACGGAGACAUAUCCAAUAAAAAAUAUGAGGAAUUGA
This is a messenger RNA of Parasteatoda tepidariorum (common house spider), 616 nucleotides long. RefSeq lists its product as uncharacterized. Lineage: Eukaryota; Metazoa; Arthropoda; Arachnida; Araneae; Theridiidae. The record is from RefSeq and is a predicted model, not a curated record.